AUGUUUUUGCAUACAUUUGAUUUAGGUAAAACGGCUGUAUGGAACUGGAAACAUAGUGCAAAAGAAAAGUUGAAAACAAUAAGGGAAAACAAUAAAUCGGCUACGAACAGCACAUCUACAAAAAAAGUCAGAAAAAACCCUUUCCAGAAAGAGAAUGAUUCAUUAAAAGAGUUUAUUGAAAGGUUACCCAAAAUGGAGUUCCAUUAUUGCAGAAACGAAACGUCAAAAUACUAUCUCUUACCGGAAUGGACCUCCAAAAUGUCACUAUAUGAUUAUUACGUUUCAGACUGGUGUUCUUCAAAUUACGUAGCAUCUUUGUCGGUGGCAAAAUUUAAUAAUACUUUAGAUACAGAAAAUGUAUCAUUAUUCCAACCCAAAAAAGAUGCUUGUGAAACAUGUAUAUCGUAUAAACUGGGUUUUAUAUCUGAUGAUAUGAUAUCUGAAAAAGACAAUGAUAAAAAUAGUAAGGAAUAUGUAUUUGCUGUUGACGUCCGAGCUCUCUUGUCAGCUCCUAAAUCUAACGUAUCUUCAUUAUAUCACAAAUCGAAACUAAAUAUUCAUAAUUGUUGUGCCUUUAAUUUAAAAACUAAAUAA
Psylliodes chrysocephalus is the source of this 594-nucleotide messenger RNA. The record is from the annotation of a GenBank genome assembly. Lineage: Eukaryota; Metazoa; Arthropoda; Insecta; Coleoptera; Chrysomelidae.